This is a messenger RNA of Lonchura striata (white-rumped munia), 1929 nucleotides long. RefSeq names its product opioid receptor mu 1 (gene OPRM1). Gene Ontology annotation, biological process: sensory perception of pain; G protein-coupled opioid receptor signaling pathway; neuropeptide signaling pathway. The record is from RefSeq and is a predicted model, not a curated record. Gene Ontology annotation, molecular function: neuropeptide binding; morphine receptor activity; G-protein beta-subunit binding. Lineage: Eukaryota; Metazoa; Chordata; Aves; Passeriformes; Estrildidae. Gene Ontology annotation, cellular component: plasma membrane; neuron projection.
CGGCGGGGCGCACCGUCGGGGCGGGCGGGUGCUGUCGCCUCGCCGACACCGCGGCAGCAGCGCGGCGCGCCGGGCGUCCCUCGGGCGUGGGGAGCGGGCGGCCGCGCUGACAGCGCUGCGCCAUGGCUGUCGCCUACCUGCUGGGCAACGGGUCCGCGCCGCUCCUGGCCGGCGCCCUGGAGGUCCCGUUCGCCGCCAACGCCUCCGCCUGCCGCCCGCCCGGGCCGCCCUGCCCGGCCUGGGGCAACGCCUCGGCGGCGCUGGGCUGGAACCGCUCCGAGCCCUGCGGCGGCGGCAAUGGCAGCGCCGGCGGCGGCGGGCCCUGCGCGCCCACGGGCGGCGGCCCCUCCGUGGUUACCGCCAUCGCCAUCAUGGCCCUCUACUCCGUGGUCUGCGUCGUGGGGCUCUUCGGCAACUUCUUGGUCAUGUAUGUCAUCGUCAGGUACACAAAAAUGAAGACUGCCACCAACAUCUAUAUUUUCAAUCUUGCAUUGGCAGAUGCCCUAGCAACAAGUACUCUGCCAUUCCAGAGUGUGAAUUACCUGAUGGGAACCUGGCCAUUUGGUACCAUCCUUUGUAAGAUUGUUAUAUCCAUAGACUACUACAAUAUGUUCACCAGUAUCUUCACACUCUGCACCAUGAGUGUGGAUCGCUAUGUGGCUGUUUGCCACCCCGUUAAGGCCCUUGAUUUCCGUACCCCCCGAAAUGCCAAAAUUGUCAAUGUCUGCAACUGGAUUCUUUCCUCUGCCAUUGGCCUGCCAGUUAUGUUCAUGGCAACUACUAAAUACAGGCAUGGCUCAAUUGACUGCACACUUACAUUCUCCCACCCUGCUUGGUACUGGGAGAACCUCCUGAAAAUCUGUGUAUUUAUCUUUGCUUUCAUCAUGCCGGUCCUGAUCAUUACGGUGUGUUACGGGCUGAUGAUUUUACGCCUGAAGAGCGUUCGCAUGUUAUCUGGCUCCAAAGAGAAGGACAGGAACCUGCGGAGGAUCACAAGGAUGGUUCUUGUAGUGGUGGCAGUGUUUAUUGUCUGCUGGACUCCCAUCCACAUUUAUGUUAUCAUUAAAGCCCUGGUCAACAUCCCAGAAACUACUUUCCAGACUGUCUCCUGGCACUUCUGUAUUGCUCUAGGGUAUACAAAUAGCUGCCUUAAUCCAGUCCUUUAUGCAUUUCUAGAUGAGAAUUUCAAAAGGUGUUUCAGAGAGUUCUGCAUCCCCACUUCCUCAACCAUUGAGCAGCAAAACUCCACCCGAGUCCGACAAAACACUCGUGACCAUGCUUCCACUGCCAACACUGUGGAUAGGACUAACCACCAGUUGGAACUUCAAGAAGCUGAAACUACUCCACUGCCGUGACAGGGUCUCCUGCUGCAUGGCUCUCGGAGCAGUUGCCACUGCCACAGUGUGCUAGUGGGAAUAUGUAGGAUAUGCUUUCCCUCAAAAAAAUACCACAGAGGAAAGUGCCUGCUUUUCCAGUCUGUCAGAAAUUGCUUCUGCAGCACAUCUGCAUUGCACUUAACAGAAGCAUGAAAUGUAACAGCGAGCAGAGCCAGGAGACACGGGGGUCUUCCAGGCUCCAAUGUUCACAGCAGUCCUGUUUACCAGGAGCACGUACAGUAGUCUAAAGCAAAGCUACUGUGCCUGUAGCAGCUUGACAUGCUCUUGGUAAGUUACAGUGGUGUUAAAGGAGGUUGGAAACAAAACUUCAAAGGCUAGACAACUGUAGUUUGAAAAAUAAGCUGAGCUUUUGAGGAUGGAAAAUAAUGGUAUAUGAAGUUGUUAUACGUUGGAUACACUCUAUUUACUCUUAAAGUUUAUUUGUAGAGGUGUUUUCUGUGCAGGUUAGUUACGUGCUGAAGUCUCACAAGGUCACAUAGAACAACACAUUUGUAGUUCAAGAGAUCUUCUGCAAGGGUUGCAUGUUCUGCAG